AGAGCGCUGCUCGGAACUGCCUGGAAACUUCUGUUGGAGCGACAACUACCAGUUUCAGUUCAGGAACUUUUCUUUGCAAGAGAGACGGGGUGCAAGUGGCCCCGGUUUCGUUCUCUGUUUUCCCUCCCUCCUCCUCCGCUCCGACUCGCCUUCCCCGGGUUUGGAGCGGGCAGCUGAGCACCGGCCACCCAGCGCCUCUGCUAAGUGCCCGCCGCCGCAGCCCGGUGACGCGCCAACCUCCCCGGGAGCCGUUCGCUCGGCGUCCGCGUCCGGGCAGCUGAGGGAAGAGGAGCCCCAGCCGCCGCGGCUUCUCGCCUUUCCCGGCCACCCGCCCCCUGCCCCGGGCUCGCGUAUGAAUCUCCUGGACCCCUUCAUGAAGAUGACCGACGAGCAGGAGAAGGGCCUGUCUGGCGCCCCCAGCCCCACCAUGUCGGAGGACUCGGCUGGUUCGCCCUGUCCCUCGGGCUCCGGCUCGGACACGGAGAACACCCGGCCCCAGGAGAACACCUUCCCCAAGGGCGAGCCGGAUCUGAAGAAGGAGAGCGAGGAAGAUAAGUUCCCCGUGUGCAUCCGCGAGGCGGUCAGCCAGGUGCUGAAGGGCUACGACUGGACGCUGGUGCCCAUGCCCGUGCGCGUCAACGGCUCCAGCAAGAACAAGCCACACGUCAAGCGGCCCAUGAACGCCUUCAUGGUGUGGGCGCAGGCUGCGCGCAGGAAGCUGGCAGACCAGUACCCGCAUCUGCACAACGCGGAGCUCAGCAAGACUCUGGGCAAGCUCUGGAGGCUGCUGAACGAGAGCGAGAAGAGACCCUUCGUGGAGGAGGCGGAGCGGCUACGCGUGCAGCACAAGAAAGACCACCCCGAUUACAAGUACCAGCCCCGGCGGAGGAAGUCGGUGAAGAACGGACAAGCCGAAGCCGAAGAGGCCACGGAACAGACUCACAUCUCUCCUAACGCCAUCUUCAAGGCGCUGCAAGCCGACUCCCCACAUUCCUCCUCAGGCAUGAGUGAGGUGCACUCCCCGGGCGAGCACUCUGGGCAAUCUCAGGGUCCGCCGACCCCACCCACCACUCCCAAAACCGACGUGCAAGCUGGCAAAGUUGAUCUGAAGCGAGAGGGGCGUCCUCUGGCAGAGGGGGGCAGACAGCCCCCCAUCGACUUCCGCGACGUGGACAUCGGUGAACUGAGCAGCGACGUCAUCUCCAACAUCGAGACCUUCGACGUCAAUGAGUUUGACCAAUACUUGCCACCCAACGGCCACCCAGGGGUUCCGGCCACCCACGGCCAGGUCACCUACACUGGCAGCUAUGGCAUCAGCAGCACCGCACCCACCCCUGCGACCGCGGGCCACGUGUGGAUGUCGAAGCAGCAGGCGCCGCCCCCUCCUCCGCAGCAGCCUCCGCAGGCCCCGCAAGCCCCGCAGGCGCCUCCGCAACAGCAAGCACCCCCGCAGCAGCCGCAGGCACCCCAGCAGCAGCAGGCACACACGCUCACCACGCUGAGCAGCGAGCCAGGCCAGUCCCAGCGAACGCACAUCAAGACAGAGCAGCUGAGCCCCAGCCACUACAGCGAGCAGCAGCAGCACUCCCCGCAACAGAUCUCCUACAGCCCCUUCAACCUUCCUCACUACAGCCCCUCCUACCCGCCCAUCACCCGCUCGCAAUACGACUACGCCGACCACCAGAACUCCGGCUCCUACUACAGUCACGCAGCCGGCCAGGGCUCAGGGCUCUACUCCACCUUCACUUACAUGAACCCCGCGCAGCGCCCCAUGUACACCCCCAUCGCUGACACCUCCGGGGUCCCUUCCAUCCCGCAGACCCACAGCCCGCAGCACUGGGAACAACCCGUCUACACACAGCUCACCAGACCCUGAGGAAAGAAGAGCGAUGGUGACAGAGCUGAUCUUUUUUUUUUUUUUAAAGAAGAAAAAAAGAAAGAAACGAAAAAGAAAAAGCUGAAGAAAUAAAGAACCAAUUGAAAUUCCUUUGGACACUUUUUUUUUGUCUGUCGUUAAUUUUUAAAGACAUGUAAAGGAAGGUGACGAUUGCUGAGAUUCCAGGAGAGAGACUUUAAGACUUUGUCUGAGCUCAUGACAACAUACUGCAAAUGGCCGGGCCACUUAUGGCCAGACGGACAGCACUCCUGGCCAGAUGGACCCACCAGCAUCAGCAAGGAGGGGCUUGUCUCCUUCAGAGUUAACGUGGAGGACGACUGGAGAAUCUCCCUGCCUGUUUGGACUUUGUAAUUAUUUUUUAGCCGUAAUUAAAGAAAAAAAGUCCUCUGUGAGGAAUAUUCUCUAUUUUAAAUACUUUUAGUAUGUACUGUGUAUGACUCAUUACCAUUUUGAGGGGAUUUAUACAUAUUUUAGAUAAAAAAGUUAAAUGCUCUUAUUUUUCCAACAGCUUAACUACUCCUAGUUCAAGAGUGUCCCCUAGCCUUCCUUGCAACCAGAGUAUUUUUGUACAGAUUUGCUUUCUCCUAAACAAACAAACAAAAACAAAAAAAUACAAAAAAAA
This is a messenger RNA of Mus caroli (Ryukyu mouse), 2519 nucleotides long. RefSeq names its product SRY-box transcription factor 9 (gene Sox9). NCBI's taxonomy places the organism in Eukaryota, Metazoa, Chordata, Mammalia, Rodentia, Muridae. Gene Ontology annotation, cellular component: nucleus. Gene Ontology annotation, molecular function: RNA polymerase II cis-regulatory region sequence-specific DNA binding; DNA-binding transcription factor activity, RNA polymerase II-specific. Gene Ontology annotation, biological process: morphogenesis of an epithelium; chondrocyte differentiation; negative regulation of transcription by RNA polymerase II. The record is from RefSeq and is a predicted model, not a curated record.